AUGGAUCAAAAACGACUAUUUGAGAAUUGUUUAAAUAGAGUGUACUUUUUUCUAAAACUUAUCGGUGUAGGAAUAGAUAAGGACGACAGACAAAGAACUUUUUUUCAACGUCUUUGUGGUCGUCGUAUUUAUUUUUUGCAUUUUAUCCAGCUUAACUUAAAUCUUAGUGGUGAAGUGGCAUGGCUGGUAAAUAACCUUAUUUUUGGAGCAGGCACGUUAGAGCAAUAUACUCACUUGUUGCCUGGUCUCACUCUCGGAAUUCUUGGUGAUUUAAAAACAUUUUUUAUGAUAAGAUACGCUCACCACGUUCUAGACUUGAUUGAAUCUUUCAAAUCUCAGUACACAAAUAUGAUUGUAUCAAAUGAAACGCAGAGUGAGAUUUUAAAUAAGAAAUUAUCAUUUCUGGCAGUCACAACCAGAGUCAUUGCAUUUCCAUACGUUUUUGGUGUAUCUAUGUUCGCCGUAGGACCAGUUAUUGUCAUGAUUUCGAUAUAUUACACAACAGGGAAGGUGGAACUGAUAUUACCAUUUAUUGUACUAUAUCCAUUUGAUUCAUUCAAGCUUCCGAUAUAUCCAAUCAUUUAUGUGGCUCAAAUAUGGUCAGGUAUGAUUUUUUAUUAUGUGAAUCAAUGUGUGUUACUUACGAAACAUCAAAAAUGUGUUUUUAAUAUUUCUAAUAAACUUCACUUCUAAAUAUUAACCAUAAUUAUUAUAUUUGAUAGAAAAUUAAUUAUUAUAAUCUGUAAAUUGUAAGUAAAAUAUUUCUAAUUUACCUAUUUUUGUUAGUGACAGUAUUUAAUAAUGUUUUUUUUUCAGCUUUAGUAGCGGUUAAUUUUGUUUACGGGCCGGACUGUUUUUAUUAUACCGCCUGUAUGUUUAUUCAUAUUCAGUUCGAUCAUCUGCAGCAUGACGUGGAACAGUUUAUCGAGAAAUAUCGAAAUGGACGUACAAGUCAUCAUCAAUCGCAUUAUUCAGAAUUCGUGGAGUUACUGAAUCGACAUAGAGAGUUAAUACGAUGUGUGGAUUUAUUAGAGAUUAUUUACUCUAAAUCUACCUUGUUUAACUUCGUUAGCAGUUCGCUCAUUAUAUGCGUCACUGGGUUCAAUAUCAUGGUUAUUAAAGACUUACCUUUGGCAGUGGCGUUCACCUUCUUUUUCGUGGUUGGGAUUUUUCAAAUAUGUAUAUUCUGUUAUUACGGCGAAAUAUUAAUUCAAUCGAGUUCCAAAGUCGCCGAUGCCAUUUAUAAUAGCAAAUGGUAUGAAUGCAGUGUUGCGGACAUGAAAGACUACUUAUUUAUUUUAACACGAGCUCAAAAACCGUGCAAAUUGACUGCAUACGGGUUUUCUGUUAUAAGUUUAAAUUCUUUUGCAAAGAUACUAAGUAAAUCGUGGUCAUAUUUCGCACUUCUGCUGACUCUAUACAAAGAACCACAGACACCACGGCAUUAGAACUAACACUGAAAAGUUUGUACAUAAUUUAAACCAAUGUAGGUAGAACAUUUCAUUUUAAUCGUGAACAAAACCACAACGAUGUCUGUACAUAUUUCGAAUACAAAUACAUUGACGCCUUUAGCACUGACAAAAGGUAUAAUUAGAAUGAAAACUGGAGCAAAAGCGUUGUGCUAAUCUGAACAUUGUGGAAGGUAAUGGCAGAUCAUGUGAAUAACUAUCAUAAUAAUGCGGCAGUGGGUUCCUCAUGUGCCAAAUACUCAAAAUUCCUGAAGUACUUACUACACAGCGUGAGAAACUCAGACAAUAAUAAAAUAAACUUGCCCAAAUAGCUAUUGCGCAAAGCAGUAAAAUACUGUGAUUUAUUGGACACUACUAACAGAUGUCUCGGAAAGCCAUCGUAAACGAUUUGUAAAUUACUUUUGUCUGUGUUAAUUGUGUUGUGAGCAAAUACUGCGAUGUGAAAACAUUAGGUAUAAUUUUCGUCACAUUGUUAAUCUCUUCAAUGUGCAAUUGAAUUUAUAAUAAUAUAAAUGCGGAAAUAGGUCUGUCUGUUACAUAACUGGACACAUUUUGAUGAAAUUUGUUACUAGAAAAUAAAAUUUACGAGAAGUAGGUGCUCUCGUAACUUUACCAAUGUCUUUGGGGAUAAAAGGCGGGUGUGUGUGUGCUAUGAUGAUAGCUUGCACUUCAGACUCGAACAGAGGACAUUUUGAUUCUUCAUACACAUUUUGAAAAGGAUGAUACACGGCCGUAGGAGUUUACAGGGAAAUUAUCGGUGACCCGAUUCGAUAAAAUGAACUAUAGGACUAUUUUAAACCUUGAUAGUGAAUAAAUGUGCUGUGUCACGAAAACUAUUUACGAGGCGGCAUGGGCUGAGAACUGAGACGUUCUUGGGUCGGAUAUCUCUUCCGUAGCUUUUUGUUACUAGAACUAGUGAGAGUUUUUGAUAGUAAGAUACAAAAAUCUUAGUGUGCAUCUAACCCUAUAGAUAUAUUAAUUAUAUUCAUCAGAUUGAUAUCGAAGGAAGAAUAAAUUAUGAUUUACUGCAAUAACAACGAAGAAAUUAGAUAAGAUAAACAUUAGAUUGUAACAUUCAACAAAAUUAGUAACUGACAGUGUUCAUAAAAGAAUCCACUUCGUACUUGUUUCAAUUAGAAACGAGUGUGAUAAAUAGGCGCGACCUGGUCGGAUGUAAUUAAUAGGGGUGUGACUAAAUUGCUGUAAUUUUCAUUGUGCACACAUGAGGGGAUUUGUAAUCAAAACCGAAAUGUAGGGAAACACGAAAGAUCGGGUACAUUAUGGAUUUUAGCUAAAAGUAUUUUGUAUUUCGAUUUAAGAAUAUAUAAAGAAUAGCAUUGGUUACAGUGCUAGUAGGUUAAUAAAGAGGUUAGUGACGUCACAAGAAAACAAUAUGACACACCCAAGACACCGAGACGAUAAAGUGAAUAAAUAAUGCAACAGGCUGGGAUGGUGUCUAUAUUUAGAAAUAGAAUUCGUAAACACAACAUGUUGUGAUGUCGUUUUGAAUUACGAUAAAUUGUUACUUUUACUUUGUAUUCCGACUGUUUUUUGAAUGUGUUUUUGUCAUCUUGCAGAAAAAUAUGCACUGUAUGUUGCACUCCACGUAAUAUAAUUGAACAGAAUAAAUAUAAAAUACAUAAUUUAUUGAUAAUCACUUUCGUGGCGCUAGGCCAAUUUUACGCUAAAGAAACAUUCACUGAUUUCAUGAAUGUAAUAAAUUAUGAACUUUCAUUAUGUCGCUGUAUAUUUUUUUUACUGUAUAGCAUGAGUUCAUUGAAUUUAGUUAUAAUAGUUAUGAUUUAAUUUGUUUAAAAUACAAUAUGAUGUCUAAGAGCUGCUUUGUAUAGCGAUUGGUAUAAUUGUCAAGGAAUAGUAUAUUAAUUUUCAAAAUUUUACAAUGUAGUAGUACAAUAGUAGGUGUAGCUUAUCUUCUAUUUAGUAGUAUUCUUAACCUAAUUAACUGAGAGCAAGAUAAAUACAGCCUGACGUGAAGAAAGGCAGUGAUGCACAUAGUAAAAGACUCUAUUAUAUAAUGCAGCCAAGUAAUUUAUUCAGUUAAUUUCUUAAGGUAAUUAAAUGGAAAUAUUUUACAAUUAGAAUGCAGAAAACUAUACAAAAACACAUGUUUAUUUUGACGUAGAAUGGGAACAUUAAAAUAUAUGG
Molecule: messenger RNA, 3635 nt
Organism: Manduca sexta (tobacco hornworm)
Lineage: Eukaryota; Metazoa; Arthropoda; Insecta; Lepidoptera; Sphingidae
Gene: Or-25
Product: putative odorant receptor 92a
Exons: 7
Coding region: 873-1448 (191 amino acids)
Biological process (GO): detection of chemical stimulus involved in sensory perception of smell; sensory perception of smell
Cellular component (GO): plasma membrane
Molecular function (GO): olfactory receptor activity; odorant binding
Source: RefSeq, a predicted model, not a curated record